Molecule: messenger RNA, 629 nt
Organism: Cladocopium goreaui
Lineage: Eukaryota; Dinophyceae; Suessiales; Symbiodiniaceae
Source: the annotation of a GenBank genome assembly
AUGGGCUGUAGCAUCUGCAUCUUUGGGGCGUGUUGCGUGCGCGCUGACGGAUGCACGGAUAGCUGGGACUUGUAUGAGUUUGCCAUCUACGACACUGCCGGAGAGCGCAUCAUGACCAGCUCGAGAGCCUCGUCCGGCUACGGCAAAUCCAACACGGAGGGGAAGGCGUUGGAUUUCAAUACGGACACUUGGUGGGAAGGAGAUUAUGACAUUGGGAUGGGCUGCGGCUGCUGGGAGGAACACAAAGUCGGAGGUCAAUGGAUGAUUGUGGACCUGGGCGAGCCCAAAACCGUGAAGAACAUCAUGGUCAUCCAGGGCGGUGUCAAUGACGUCUGGGCCGUCUCUCAGGUGCAGAUAGAGUGCUCCCAAGACAUGGUCACUUGGGACCGAUCUCCGUUGCGUUUCUCUGUGUCCUAUGGACAGACGCAACUUCUUUGCAGCCAACAAGGUUGUGUGGUGACCACCUGCGAGUUUCGCUCCUUGGAAGAAUGCACAUGGCAAGACGCUUGCUCGCCUGUCGUGGCUGGCUCGUGCAGUUGGAAACUGGGUGCGUCCCUGUGGGCCCUGUGGGCCUUCGGUGCGCUGAGUUGGACAUCGUUUUAGAUGAUCAUUUCAUGAUGAUAAUCUGC